UCUCUCCAGGUGCUCCUCUCACGACCUUCUCCAUAUGCUAGAGGUUUCCAGAUAAUGCCUGCGUUCCAAGCCUCUACAUGGAUUCCCUUUGAACUGAAGCAUGGCCUCAUCUCCCUCGCCAGAAACGGAGAAUCCGUCUGGUAACCUCGAGAAAGACGGUGCUUCUGGAAACAGGUGCAGCGGCUCCACUGCUGUCCCUAAUUAUGGUGGACCUACCGACGGCGUAAUACCCCCCAGUGGUUCUAGUGCACCAGAGAGGGCAAGAUGGACACUACGCAAGAAGUACCAAGAGGGCGAGGAGACCCACUGGUGGUUCGCUUCCACCGCAGUCCCACUACUAGCUGCCACGAUCGGCCCCCUCGCCAAUGUCUCCUCACUUGCGGCCCUAGUCAAUCCUUGGACAGCAAUCGUCUUCAUCAACGGAGAGUUUGUCCCUCAAUAUAACGGUAUCAACAUUAAAGAUCCCUCCUGGAUCUAUUGGCUUAACGUAGGGAGCUUGGUUUGUGGUUUUAUAGGGAACGUGUUCCUCUUGCUAAACUUUACUCAACGGGUGCGAUACCUCAUUGCGCUACCUAUGACCAUCUUCUUUUGGUACCUUGCAACCGGUUUGCUCAUGGGUAUCACCCUCUCCAUGAACAUCUAUGCGCCGCCCAGCCGCCCGGAUCAAAUCUACACCCAGGCCUACUGGUAUGCAGUUUCAGCCGCGGUCUUCUACAUGUUCUGCUCCAUUAUCCUCAUGAUCAACAUGUUUGGCUACUUCCGAGGCCAUUACCCGAGCGAAUUCAAGUUGACCGACGCCCAGCGGACCCUCAUCCUGCAGACAAUGGCCCUCUUUAUCUGGCUGGCCGGAGGAGCAGGCGUCUUCUCCGCCAUAGAGCAGGAAGCAGGCCAAACGGGUUGGCAGUUUUCAGACGCACUGUACUUUUGCGACGUGACAAUAUUGACGGUUGGCUUCGGCGACCUCUCCCCCACGACCAGCCUAGGCCGAGGUCUCAUCUUUCCCUACGCCGUCGGUGGCAUCAUCAUUCUAGCCUUGGUCAUCUCCUCAAUUUACAAAUUUAUGAGGCAGAUGUCGACUGAGAAUAUCGUCCAGAAGAGGGUGCACUGCAUGCGGGAACGUACCCUUCAACGAACGGUCAGCAGCUCCUUCGAUCUCCGAGCUCGCGAACACGAAGUCCAUCACUUGAUACGCAACCGCAGUGUCAGGGACAGAAAGAUCAGCAGGCCCUAUCAAUUGCGGGAAUGGAGGAGGAAAAUCCUCGAUUCUACGCCGAACCCCUUGAGCACGGUCCGCCAACCUCCUCCCAUCAUCAUGCGCGAGGAGAAGGAUCGGUUCGAUGCCAUGAGACACAUACAGCAACGCGCUCACAGGCUGAAGAAAUGGGGCGCAGUGACGUUCUCAAUCAUCGCGUUCACCAUUCUGUGGUGCAUAGGCGCCGUGGUGUUUUGGAGAUGCGAGAGAACGGUUCAGUCAAUGUCUUAUUUCAAUGCGCUCUACUUCUGCUACAUCUCCCUCCUGACCAUUGGCUAUGGAGACAUAGCGCCGAAGUCCAACGCGGGACGUUGCUUCUUCGUCAUCUGGAGUGUCAUUGCAGUGCCUACCAUGACAGUACUCGUGUCACAUCUGGGAGACACCGUUGUAGCGAAGUUCAAGAGGUGGUCCAGUGCACUGGCCGACUUCACCGUCCUCCCAAAGCAAGGCAUAUGGCGCAACUUCCUCAACAAGCAUCCGUGGCUUCUAGCCCGGAUCCAGAGUAAGGAGGAGGCCCGUGCCUUGAAGAAGAGGGUCGAACGAGGGUUCGAGACUUUGGAUCCUGAGGCAGCUGUCGGGAGUGAUGGGCGGAGCUUUGAACGGGUUGAUGCAGCGAUCCCACCCCAAGGCGACACCCCGGGCGUGGAUGGCGGGGAGAGGCCGGCGGUUCGGGUCCUGGAGGCUGAACAUGAUAUUCAACAUGUGCCUUCGCCUCAAGAGCUAUCUCGCCGGUUGGCGGAGUGCAUCAACGAUGUGGCCGGCCAUCUCUGUCUGCCGACGCCGAAGAGUUAUUCGUGGGACGAAUGGUUCUCGUUUAGUCAGCUGAUCCGGCUGUCCUGGGAGAAUGCAGACGAAGAGGAAGGCGUCUUCGUCGAAUGGGACUGGAUCGGCGAGGACAGCCCGUUGGUCAGUGGUCUGACUGAGAGUCAGUGGCUGCUGAACCGGCUGUGCGAGGCUUUGAUAAGGGUGGCGAAGAGGAGAGAACGGGAAAUGCUGCUUCCGGAGAGGCAGGCAUACGCUGAUGAAGGGAGAAGGCACCGAUCUGACGAGAGAGCCAGUGCAAGUGGUAGUAGCGAUGGGAAGAAGGAGAGAGGGAAGAAGGAGAAGGAGAAGGAGAAGGAGAAGGAGAAGGAGAAGGAGAAGGAGAAGGAGAAGGAGAAGGAGAAGGAGAAGGAGAGGAUGGACUAUGAAAACCAGGGGGAAGGUCGGGGUGUUGAUGAAGGUAGAGCCGUGGAAUCGUUGCCCUGAACGCCGCUACCACUUUCCUGCGUUUGUCUUCGGCACGUGAAAAUAUCUCGUGUCUGGUUAUUUCUGUAACUACAACUAAUUUAUUUU
Messenger RNA from Westerdykella ornata, 2587 nucleotides. Its product is annotated as voltage-gated potassium channel. Gene Ontology annotation, molecular function: potassium ion leak channel activity. Gene Ontology annotation, biological process: stabilization of membrane potential; potassium ion transmembrane transport. Lineage: Eukaryota; Fungi; Ascomycota; Dothideomycetes; Pleosporales; Sporormiaceae. The transcript is spliced from 6 exons. The coding region runs from base 101 to 2500 and encodes 799 amino acids. The record is from RefSeq and is a predicted model, not a curated record. Gene Ontology annotation, cellular component: membrane.